GGAUUUGUAGCGUAAGCCUUGGAGAAUGAUGUCACUAUCCUGCGACUACUGUCGAGAGCAAAAUAAAGGCUAGUUUAACCAUGUCUAUUAGCUGAAAUAGAUAAAUAUACUACAGAAAUGUCUUUAGAGUGCCUUCUCCGUGAUUUGAGUAUUAAGUCUGAAACUGAGGAUGUCAUUUCUGUUCUUUCUGAAAUCCGUGAACGCUUCGAGGAGAGAAAUUCAGACAAGACGAGGAUCCUGAGUCGCACAGCCGAGGUGUUCAGGGUCAGUUCCCGGUCCUGGCUCUUCCCCGAGCUCAGCUCACACAGCUUCCGGAGCACUUAUACAGACCUGGUGAAGUCCUGCACUGAAUACGCCGCUUUGCCUUUGUGUGACACGGACAGCGGUACUUUACCGGCCACUAGCUAUGAAGAGAUCCCGGGAAAAGCCGUGGCGGUCGGGGGAGCUCUGCUGGCGCUGAGCGCUCAGCUCGGAGAGGCGGUGAAGUGUGGAGACUCAGGGGCGAAGGCUCUCAUUCACACACUCAGUCCUGUGCUGUGUGUCUUCUCCAUCACACACGUGCAGAAGCAGGCGUGGACUGAUGGAUCGUCCAGGAGAUGUGCUGUGGAGCUGCUGAGGAGCACAGUCACAGCCAGUGGGAGCAGCUCAGUGCAGGAGCUGCUGUGUGGAAGUGAUGGAGGAGCAGCACCCUCAGGGAUCCUGGGAUCCAUCCUGGACACACUGCAGCCUGACAUGACCAAGGAAACCUGGAAGCGAAACGAAGCAGUGAAACACGUCUUCUCUUGGCUGCUGGUGCAGGUCGGGCGUCCCUGCUUAGCCGAAUACCUGGACAAGGUUUUCCCUACGUCUCUGCUCAUAUCAGACGACUACCGGAUGGAGAACAAAGUCCUCGGAGUGCACUGCCUUCAUCACAUCGUCCUUCAUGUGCCUGCUGCUGAUUUGAGGCAGUUUAACCGAGCUCAGGUGCUCUACGACGCCCUCUACAAUCACCUGUACACGUCUGAAGCUCCGCUCAUACAGGUGGUUCUGCCGUGUCUUAUAGAUUUACUCUCAGUCCUUGAGAAGCCUCUCGGCCACGCAGGAUUACCCCGAACUCCGAACCGCUGUGACAGCGUUCUCCGCCUCAUUUUAACGCACAUGGAAAUGGAGCACAAGCUCGCGCUGCGCCGGAUCUACGCCAGCAACCUCCUGCUGUUCGUCGAAACGAUGGGUAUAAGCAUCGCUCGGCAUCUGAAGAGGCUGGAGAGGGUGAUUGUGGGAUAUCUGGAGGUCUCUGAUGCUCCUGAAGAGAAAGCCAGGCUCAGCAUACUCGAGGUUCUAGAGAGGACGAUACAGGUUGCCUGGCCGAGGAUGGAGUGCAGGCUGUCUGUCCUGGCUAGGAGCUUGCUCAGGUUCCUCGUGGACGUCUCUGCAGAGUCUCUGGCUCCUGAGCUCACUGAGGAGCUGUCGAACAGAGCGACACGCUGCCUGCUGCUGCUCGAUCACUGCUCACACGGCAGACUGAGGGUGGAGCUGAAGGAGGUGGACAGCAGCUGUGUGUGUGAGCGAGUGUUAAAGUGCAUACAGGAUCUUACGCAGGCAGAGUGUGUGAGCUGAGUGUCCCUGAUGCACGAUUCCUCACACUGUAAACGCCAAACGAUGGAUCUGAAGCCAGUGAGAUCUAAUCAGGGCCAUCUUUUUCAUUUAUUUUGUUAGUAUUAAGAAUAAGAUUAUUAAAUGCAUCAGGUAUGUUUUUAUGGACAGCUGAAUAAAUUAAAUGGACUUCUAAGGUGACCCUUUUUUUUCUGAUUAGAGCUCCUGCUCAGAUUCUUGGAAAGUCUGGAAAAGUUGCAGAUGUUUCUGUAAUAUGGAUUCGGGCCACAAACGUUCUCAAUCAAUUGUAGACUUUUAUUCUCUAAACUAAUACGCAUCAUGUUCACGGUUUCCCUUCUGUACGCUGACUAAGCUUUAAAAUGUUUUUUUGUAUGAAUGUAGUCAAAUCAAGUCUAAUGAAAGAAAAAAAAACAUUUACGUCUCUUUAGAUGUUAUAUUUCCAGUUCCAGAAAAACAUUUCUUUUACAAAUCUGAUUAGAUCCUGUAACAAAUGGUAGAGAUUUUAAUGUUUUCUCUGAUAUCCUAUCCAACAUUAUUUUUAUUUAUUUAUUUAUUUUUGUUGGUUUCAGCCCGAUACUGAUACUGAUACUGGGUAUUGGAUCAGUGCCAUCUCUAUUAAAAUGUCUAUGAAACUCAUUAAAGGGAUGAAAUAAAACAUUCAGCUGCA
Molecule: messenger RNA, 2260 nt
Organism: Pangasianodon hypophthalmus (striped catfish)
Lineage: Eukaryota; Metazoa; Chordata; Actinopteri; Siluriformes; Pangasiidae
Gene: tti2
Product: TELO2 interacting protein 2
Exons: 7
Coding region: 118-1596 (492 amino acids)
Cellular component (GO): centrosome; nucleoplasm; cytosol
Source: RefSeq, a predicted model, not a curated record